Messenger RNA from Ricinus communis (castor bean), 3610 nucleotides. RefSeq names its product homeobox protein BEL1 homolog. The transcript is spliced from 5 exons. Bases 1202 to 3298 code for a protein of 698 amino acids. Gene Ontology annotation, molecular function: DNA-binding transcription factor activity, RNA polymerase II-specific; RNA polymerase II cis-regulatory region sequence-specific DNA binding. Gene Ontology annotation, biological process: regulation of transcription by RNA polymerase II. The record is from RefSeq and is a predicted model, not a curated record. NCBI's taxonomy places the organism in Eukaryota, Viridiplantae, Streptophyta, Magnoliopsida, Malpighiales, Euphorbiaceae.
CUGCUGCUGCAGUACAAUUUUUAAGCCCACCACAAAGAGUGAGCAGACCCUCCAAUCAGGACUCUUCAAUAUAACCCAUCUGAAAAAGCCUGGACACAUCUCCUACUUAGAAAUGAUUUCUUGGGGAUCGUGUCAGCCAUAUAGAAAUUUCAAUCAUCCCAUAAUUCCCUUUUCUUUUUCUGGUUUUAUCAGAUGGGAUUGGAUGUUUUUUUGGUCGUGUACUAUUCUAUGAUUUUAUUACAAGGUUAGGAAGCAGGCUGUGUGGAGAGUGAGUACACUACUGUGACUGUGCCUGGGAUCUUUUUUUUGUUUUUUUUUUUUAAUAUUUAUUUUUCAAUCUUAAAAAGAAUUAAAGAAUAUUUUUUGCAUAUUAUUAACAGAUUAAUAAAGCAAGAAGAGGUCAUGUGGCGGCUUGUAGUUUGUGCAGCAGGCAAAGGACUAUAAUUACUUUCUGCUGGCUCCUGGGUUCUGUGUCAUUAGUACUUUGUGAAGCAGGGGAAUUCAGCUUUUUUUUUUUUAUUGAAAGAAACAAAAAAAGGAAAAAUUUAUUAAGUUAUUUUAAUCAUGACCCAAAUAAUGUUUUACUAGGAUAUUUAUUUUCUUGAUUAUGGUCAUUUCUAAUUGGUGGGUGUGAAAUGAUUGAGGGUGUAAUAUGGUUUUCUUACUAGGAAGUCUAUUUUGUAUGUUUAUAUAAACUUGCUGCAUUGACCCACUUGUGGCCUAGAGAUAGAGAGAGAUAACAAAGAAAAAAGGAAAAAGAGAGAGAGAGAGGGAGAGAGAGAGAAAGACGAAUAUCAAAUGAUGAUCAUGGCUAGAGGGUCAUCAUCACCUCUAUCUGAUCUUUUCUAAUUUCUUCUAUUUGUGAGAAGAUAUAUUUGAUCUUUUCUUUCUAGGUUUGGUUUUCCAUUUCAUGGCAUACCAUGUUUGCUUAUUAAGAGGAGCCUAAAGAAAAAAGAGAACUCUAUUGCUUAGCUAUAUACCUCACUUUUGGCUUCUCCAUUUCAUUUCCUUCUUCUUCUUCUUCUUCUUCUUCACUGUCAUAAUCAAUUCUGCUGCUAUGAUUCUUUAGCCAAAAAAAAAAAAAGAAAAAUAAGUCCACUUCCUUGCAAACUGUUGCAGAAUCAACAUCAUCAUCGCCUUACUCAAGACUCAAGAAAGACUAAAUGAUAUAAUAAACCAAAAAAAAAAGAUAGUUUAAUUCAUGGCUAGAGAAGUGUGUGAAGAUAAAUCAAGAAACAUGGCAUCAUCCUCUGCAGCAGCUGGAUUUUGUUACUCGGAUGUUUCAUCUGCUAGUAACCCAACGAUCCAAACCCAUCUUGGAAAUCAGAUCCAAGGCUUUGAAUCGAAUCAAGAGAUCUUUAACUUGACUACAGGGAUGGAGAUGAUAGGGUUUUCGAGAAAUCUACAGCAACAGCAGCAGCAACAAAGUCAUGACAGUAACACAACUGCUGCUGCUAUGUGGAAAGGUUUUCUUAACAAGGCAGGAAACAACAACAAUUCCUGUGCUGGUCCUUCUUCUUCCAAGACGAUCAAUGAAUCAACAAGUGAUUUUUAUCAACAUGAGUUCAAUAAACAGGAAUUCACAACUGGGAUUUCUGAAACAAGUAGUGAAAAUCUAAUAGUUGGACCAACUGAUUCAUCAUCCCCUGGUUGGCAAGUACAUAGAUUGCUUGUUGAUGACUCUAAUUUGCGAUGCGUGUUUCCUUGUGAAGGAAACGAAAGACCAAGUCAAGGCCUUUCACUCUCUCUUUCUUCAGCUAAUCCUUCUAGUAUUGGACUACAGUCUUUUGAACUGAGACACACAAGUAAUCAUCAUGAUCAUAAUCAACAACAAGAACAAGAAAUGAGGUUUUUGAAUUCAAGUUCUAGAGAUGGGUUCUUUGGAAAAUCUCCUGCUAAUACUCAACAUCAACAACAGAUGAUGCAAGACGGGUUCAUGACAAAAGCUGCAACUUUGCAUCAUCAAGGGCAGUUCCAACUUAGGAACUCAAAGUACUUGGGUCCUGCACAAGAACUUUUGAAUGAGUUCUGUAGUCUUGGAACAAAGCAAAGUGAUCAACUAAGGCAAAAGUCCAGUAAGCCAAAACAGUGGGAAAAUGAGAAUGGAAGUAGUAGUAGUAGUGCUUCAAGAAAACAAUCUCUUUGCUCACUUGAAUUCAUGGAAUUACAGAAGAGAAAAACAAAGCUACUUUCUAUGCUUGAAGAGGUGGAGAGAAGAUACAGGCACUACUGUGAUCAAAUGAAAGCUGUAGUCUCGUCCUUUGAAGCUGUGGCUGGUGCUGGUGCUGCUAUGGUUUAUUCAGCUUUAGCAUCAAAGGCUAUGUCAAGACAUUUCAGGUGUUUAAGAGAUGGAAUUGUAGCUCAAAUUCACGCUACCAAGAAAGCUAUGGGAGAGAAAGAUCCGGUUGCACCGGGCACUACAAAAGGUGAAACUCCAAGGUUAAGGAUUCUUGAUCAAACUCUUAGGCAACAAAGAGCUAUUCAACAAAUGACCAUGAUGGAAAGUCACCCAUGGAGACCUCAAAGAGGCUUACCAGAAAGAUCUGUUUCUGUCCUUCGAGCUUGGCUCUUUGAGCAUUUUCUACACCCGUACCCGAGCGAUGUUGAUAAACAUAUCUUAGCCCGCCAAACAGGUCUCUCAAGAAGCCAGGUAUCCAAUUGGUUCAUUAAUGCAAGAGUUAGGCUUUGGAAACCUAUGGUGGAGGAAAUGUAUUUGGAAGAAACAAAGGAGCAAGACAAUAACAUGGCUUCUCCAGAUGGCAUAACUGAUCUUGAAGACAAUAAUGGCCGGCCGAGUCAGAAUCUUUCCUCGACAGAUCAAAAACCAACACCAGAUCAACUUAUUCGUGUCGAUUCUGAAUGCCUUUCUUCCAUUAUCUCUAACCCUGAUAAAAAUGACAUUUCGAAAACCACUAAAACAUUUCAAAACCAUCAUCAUUUGCAUACCCAACAGCAGCAGCAGCAGCAUAACUUUGGAGCUUUUGGUGCAGUGGAAUUAGAUAUAUCAUCGUAUAAUCACCAUGCGGCGGGUGGCGUUUCUUAUGCUAAUGAUCAUGGUGGCAAUCAUCAGAACUUCAAUGGCGGUGGUGUGUCAUUGACAUUAGGGUUACAGCAGCAUGGAGGAAGUGGUGGUGUAAGCUUAGCAUUCUCUCCUGCCUCUCAAAGCUCUCUUUUCUACUCUAGAGACCAUAUUGACGAUUGCCAACCAGUUCAGUAUUCGCUUCUUGAUGGAGAAGGACAGAAUUUGCCUUACAGGAAUCUGAUGGGAGCUCAGUUGCUGCAUGACUUGGCUGGAUGAAAUGUUGUUUUAGGUCUUGCCAAAGGAUAUGGUGAUGGUUGAUAAAUAUAUAGUUUAGGCAUAUAUAUAUACUCCAUACUCCAUACUCCAUACAUAUAAUAUAAUAUAAUAUAUAAAUAUUUAUACAUAAAGCUGUAGAAAGUUGGUUAAAAAAUGUGGUGUGGAACAUUAGUUCCAUAGCCAGAAUAGUUUUGCAAUUUCUUUUUUGUUCGGCCAUUGGAAAGAAACAUCUCUAUUUUACUGUUAGGCCAAUUGGGAAUUGCCAGUUGAUUGAUGCAAGGUUAUACAGAUAUAUUUUACUUUCUUCUUAAA